This is a messenger RNA of Rodentolepis nana, 1002 nucleotides long. The record is from the annotation of a GenBank genome assembly. Lineage: Eukaryota; Metazoa; Platyhelminthes; Cestoda; Cyclophyllidea; Hymenolepididae.
AUGACAAAUCGUUUUAUCGGUAUUACAAACGAACAGAUUACGGCAUCCUCAUGGUUUUCGGCACAAACAAUGCCACAUUAUGGCCGAUUACAUAUUUCUGAAGCAUUUGAUUACGACCCUGCAAUACAGGGUGCUGGAGCAUGGGUAGCGAGAAACAAUGAUGACAAUCAAUGGAUCCAAAUUGAUUUAAGGAAGAGAACGAUAAUUACCGCUGUUGCGACACAGGGGCGAAGAGGUGCUAGAGAAUUCGUUCAAGAUUACUAUAUACUCUAUUCUGAUAUGGACAUCCCUGUACAGUGGGCAAUUGUAAAAGAUACCCUUGGUGAACCUCAGCUAUUCGAUGGCAACACAGAUGACAAUACAGUGAAAGUAGUCAACUUUAGCCGGCCAAUUGUUGCACGUUAUGUACGAUUGAACCCACAGCGAUGGCAAGGACUUAUUGCCUUGAGAAUGGAGUUGAUUGGAUGCGAAUAUCACCCAUUUACUGUUCGAUUUGAUGGCCAGUCGUGGAUUGAAAUGCUUUUGGAUCAACCUGGAAGGGAGACACAGACGGCAAUAGAUCAAAUUAAAUUUCGAUUUAGAACUCCAAAUGUCAAUGGUCUGAUAUUUUACGGUGAUGAUAGCCAGAAUGACUUCUUUGUAGUGGAAUUAUUUCGAGGUCGUCUUCAAGUCUCUCUAGGUCUGGGUGUCUAUCCGUGGUCUACAGAACGAACAGAAAACACCAUCUUAGCUGGAAGUCUUUUGGAUGAUGAAAAAUGGCAUGACGUCCUAAUCGUUAGAAGUGAAAAGAAUCUGAAUAUAUCUGUCGAUGGGGUUUCUAUUUGGAGGAAUCUGACGGCUGUCUUUAUGCACAUGGACAUGAAUAGGAGGGCAUAUAUUGGCGGUGUUCCGAGUUUUUCUAACAAGAAAAGUAUCUCUGUAGCAGAAAAUUUUGUUGGAUGUAUGGAGGAAUUCAAUUUCAACGGAGUUCAGGUGAGUGAAAUCCAGAAAAUUGAUAGUUAA